GAAAGUAAUUAUAAUUUCUCAAUAUUUUCUCGACCUGACUGUUUCUGACAUCAUAUAUUGCUUGAGGCAUUUCGAUUCUGGGAGAAUGUCAACAUUACAGUUACGUGCUUGUUAUGUAUGUCCUCGUCGAAAAUCACUCCAUAAAUCUGCAGACGCUCAAUCUAAUUUUCGCGAUAGUAAAAGAUUAUUCAUUUAAAAAUUAUUCUAUCAUAAGUGCUUAAUCAAUAAAUCUAAAUUCAGAAAUAAUUUAAUUAGAGUGCGUGAAGAAAUCUAUACAAAUACUUGUCUCGCAAAUAGGUAGCAAAAAAGAGUGAAUCGAAGAAAAGCAGUCAAAAUGGGUACAGUAGAAUCUAGAUUGAAGGGUCAAGAUAAGGACGGCAAAUUUCAAGGAAAUUAUUCGAAAUCGAUACAAAAGUAUCUGAAAGGGGAGCAAAAGUGGGCGAACAUCCUGGAUAGUACAAUGGGAUGGAAACAUAUUCCAAUUUCAUUUUCUGUUCAAAUGCUAAGGAUAAUCCAGCAUCAUCUCACAUGGAUUUCACAUGCUAAAACCUGUCAAAAUGAAAAGAGUCCAGAAAAAAUGCCCGCAGAUUCGAAAUGCGUUUUCAAAAAUUGUAUAACAAUGAAAAAAGCUCUUAAGCAUAUCGAAUCUUGCAAAGCAAGUAAAACUUGUCCAUUUUCACAUUGCUACAUAUCCAAACGAAUCAUUCAUCAUUUGGAAACCUGUGAAGAUGAUAUGUGUCCUGUGUGUUUGCCUACAAAAUCAGAGUGUCAUCGGAAGGCUUGCGAGCUACUAAUUAAUAUCGAUGAUCCUCUCGAUGAUGAACAAAUUCUAUUAUCAAAUGAUGAGGUAAAAUCACAAAAAAAGGGCAAGGAAUGGCACAAGACUUUUCGUCAGGAAAGCAGAGACUACAUUGUUUACAACUUGACUGAAUCAACCAUUUCUAUUGCAAGUGCAACUCGUUUUUUGGAUUUGGAACCCAUUAUUCCUUAUUUGAUUGCUUUUGGAAAGAGAGUGGAAACUUUCUUUUACGCGCUUGCGGAUUCUAAAUUAGAAUAUUGUCAAAAUAUUGAGAAGAUAAUCAAAGCGAUAAAGCAACAGCCGCUUGGUAUUACACUUCCUAUUUUGGGCCAGUGUUUGGGCCAUUGGAAUGAAAAAGUUGGUAUUUUUGAUACAUACUCCACUGUAGCAGAGGCUGGUUCUUCAGAUGAAGAAUUGAAUGACAUGAAGCGGUUCCGAUUUUCCAGGCCUAUAGAAUUGCGAAAGGCACUUUUACCCACCUUUGAGAAAUUGAAUAAUCAGGAACCGGAGUCUUUACCGUUUAGGAAACCUGUUGAUCCCGAGGCCUUGGAGAUUACGGAUUACUUGCAUGUUGUUAAUAAGCCCAUGGAUUUGUUGACCAUAAAGCACAAAUUGGAUAUUUUGUUGUACACUGAUCCUUGGGAGUAUGUCGAUGAUGUCUGGAUCAUGUUAAACAAUGCCUGGAUAUACAACCCGAAAACCAGCAGAACUUACAGAUACUGCACUAAGUUAUCGGAGAUUUUUGAACAGGAAAUGGAUUGUGUAAUGAAAAGCUUGGGAUUUUGUUGUGGCAGAAAGUUCACUUUCAAUACUGAAGAACUUAGCUGUUACGCCUACGGAAAGCAUAUUUGUACAAUACCGAGAAAUGAGGUAUACCACUCUUAUCAGGAGAUUUACAACUUCUGUGAGAAAUGUUUCAAUGAAAUUCCUAGUGAUAUCGUAUUGCUUGGAGAUGAUCCUCCUGCACCUCAGAUUCCUGUCAAAAAAGAAGAGUUCGAGCUGAAAUUGAACAAUGGUUUGAAGACGAAAACACUCGUUUACUGCAAAGACUGCAAAAGAAAAGUGCACUCAAAUUGUGUAAAACUCACAAAUGAGGCAUCUCCACUAUUCACCUGUGAUGGCUGUCUGAAUGCGAUUAAAUCACUAAAGGAUGAUAAAAUUAAAUCAUAAUCUGAAAGAUUGGGAAAGAAAUACUUGGAGACUGUGUUAGUUAUUAUGUUGUUAUCAUCAAGUUAGUUUGUUAUUUUAUUAUAUUAUUACAUUAAACUAUUAAGAAUUAAGUGUUCUAUACCUGUAACUUAAAUAAUAAGUUACUAAUAAAUAUUAUGUUUGCAUUCUCUAUU
This is a messenger RNA of Belonocnema kinseyi, 2142 nucleotides long. Its product is annotated as CREB-binding protein-like. Bases 335 to 1969 code for a protein of 544 amino acids. The transcript is spliced from 7 exons. Gene Ontology annotation, cellular component: histone acetyltransferase complex; transcription regulator complex. Gene Ontology annotation, molecular function: transcription coactivator activity; histone acetyltransferase activity; chromatin DNA binding. Lineage: Eukaryota; Metazoa; Arthropoda; Insecta; Hymenoptera; Cynipidae. The record is from RefSeq and is a predicted model, not a curated record. Gene Ontology annotation, biological process: positive regulation of transcription by RNA polymerase II.